CGUAAGUGUGAAAGGAGAGAACCUGAGAAAUGGCAGAAGAGGCUCCAGCUCCCGCCGCAGCCGUCCCGGCGAAGGCUCCCAAGAAGAAAGCUGCAAGCAAGCCCAGGAAAGCGGGGCCCAGCGUUGGAGAAUUGAUCGUGAAGGCAGUUGCUGCUUCCAAGGAGAGGAGUGGAGUGUCCCUGGCUGCUUUGAAAAAAUCUCUGGCCGCCGACGGCUACGACGUAGCGAAAAACAAUUCGCGGGUAAAGCUGGCCCUUUGUAGCCUGGUGACCAAGCAGACCCUGCUUCAGGUUAAGGGAACCGGUGCCUCUGGCUCUUUUAAGCUUAACAAGAAGCAGGCGCUUGAAAAGAAGAAGCCUGCCAAGAAAGCAGCCCCUAAGGUUAAGAAGGCCGCUGCGGUCAAAAAGGCGGUAGCAAAGAAGCCUGUGGCGAAAAAGUCACCGAAGAAGGCCGCUAAACCUAAGGUGAAGAAGAGCCCAAAGAAGGCCAAGAAGACAACAGCGGCUAAGAAGCCAGCAGUGGCUAAGAAGCCUGCAAAGAGUCCGAAGAAAAGUAAGAAGGCAGCAACUGCGGCAAAGAAGCCGACCAAGAGUCCUAAGAAAAUCAAGGCAGCCAAGACAAAAGUGGCGAAAGCUAAGCCCGUCAAAACAAAGAAAACCGCUCCCAAGAAGAAGUGA
Molecule: messenger RNA, 677 nt
Organism: Conger conger (European conger)
Lineage: Eukaryota; Metazoa; Chordata; Actinopteri; Anguilliformes; Congridae
Product: histone H1-like
Exons: 1
Coding region: 30-677 (215 amino acids)
Biological process (GO): nucleosome assembly
Cellular component (GO): nucleosome
Molecular function (GO): structural constituent of chromatin; DNA binding
Source: RefSeq, a predicted model, not a curated record